Messenger RNA from Coccidioides posadasii C735 delta SOWgp, 1653 nucleotides. RefSeq lists its product as uncharacterized. Gene Ontology annotation, cellular component: membrane. Gene Ontology annotation, biological process: transmembrane transport; carbohydrate transport. NCBI's taxonomy places the organism in Eukaryota, Fungi, Ascomycota, Eurotiomycetes, Onygenales, Onygenaceae. Gene Ontology annotation, molecular function: carbohydrate:proton symporter activity. The record is from RefSeq and is a predicted model, not a curated record.
AUGGGCGGAGCACCUUACUUUGGGUUUCGUGGAACGAAACUCAACGUCGCGAUCGGUGUGAUUGCUGGCUUGGACUUUUUGCUCUUUGGUUAUGAUCAAGGCGUUAUGGGAGGUCUGUUGACUCUUCCGUCGUUCGCGCAGACUUUCCCCGAGAUUGAUACAACAAGGGAGGGUCAAGUUGGACUUUCGCCAAGCGAGAAGAACCAUAGAGCAACAAUCCAAGGUAUUUCCAUCGCGUCUUACAAUGUAGGAUGUUUCUUGGGAGCCAUUGCCUGUAUUUGGGUUGGAGAUUUGCUUGGACGACGCAAGACGAUAUUCCUCGGCUCCGCUAUUAUGGUUGUUGGUGCUGCGCUGCAAUGCUCCGCCUUCCAACUCUCUCAUCUGAUCGUUGGUCGUAUCAUCACGGGUCUUGGAAACGGGUUGAAUACGUCCACCGUCCCAACGUGGCAAUCGGAAUGCUCGAAAUCCCACCGCCGUGGCCAGUUGGUCAUGGUAGAAGGUGCCCUGAUUACGGGUGGAAUUUGUCUCAGUUAUUGGCUCGACUUUGGUUUUUCUUUUCUUGAGCCAAGCACCGUGUCAUGGAGAUUCCCUAUCGCUUUCCAGAUCGUAUUCGCUUUGAUUAUCAUGGCAUCGGUCCUGGGAUUACCGGAAUCGCCUCGGUGGUUGAUUCUCAAGGGCAAAGAAGACGAAGCACUUCGCGUUUUAGGGGCUCUAAGCGACCUUCCGACCGAUGACCCGUUCAUCCAUAGCGAGUUCAGUGCGAUCAAAGAUACUGUUCUCGAAAUGGCAAAAGGUGGAUUUAAAGACCUCUUCCUUUGUAACAAAGACCGCCACUUGCACCGUGUCGUGCUCGCCUACGUUAACCAGAUGUUCCAGCAAAUCUCUGGUAUCAAUCUAAUCACAUACUAUGCGGCUGCUAUCUACGAAGGCAGCAUUGGUCUUAGCGGAUUCUUGUCGCGUAUUUUGGCAGCUUGCAAUGGAACGGAAUAUUUCAUUGCCUCUUGGAUCCCGGUCUUCAUAGUGGAAAGAGUCGGUCGACGUGGACUCAUGCUUUUCGGUGCUGUUGGCAUGUCUCUCUCUAUGGUUGUUCUGGCUCUCUCUACCAGCUUUGAGGGACAGACAAAACCCGGUAUAGUUGCAGCUGUUUUCCUGUUUGUUUUCAACACUUUCUUCGCUAUUGGCUGGUUGGGAAUGACAUGGCUAUAUCCUGCCGAGAUCGUACCUCUCCGUAUUCGUGCUCCUGCCAAUGCCCUUGCCACAUCAGCCAACUGGGCAUUCAACUUUAUGGUUGUCAUGAUUACUCCAGUCUCGUUCAGUUCCAUCAAAUAUAAGACCUAUAUUAUCUUUGCUGUCAUUAAUGCAUUCAUCGUGCCGGUAGUCUACUUCUUCUAUCCCGAAACCGCAUACCGCUCUCUGGAAGAGAUGGAUACUAUUUUCCGCAACACAGACUCUAUUUUCUCAGUCGUUCGUGUUGCCAGAGAGACACCUCGUCGCUUUGGCAAGAAUGGUGAGCUCCUCAUCAACUACGAUGACACAGACGAACAUCGCGCUCGCAAUGCGAGUGUUGUUGGUGAGAAACCUCAUCCAACAGUGUAUAACAAGGACCACGCAAACCCUGAUUAUCAUAUGGAGAACGGAAGUCUUAUCUCCUAA